UUGGUCCGUAAAGUCCGUAUUUUUAAAUACUUUCACUGGCUCGAACCCUGCAAACAUUACAUUUAUAUAUUUGUAUAAUAAAUGAGAUUGGUCGCUAAUUGAUUUUAUGAUUAAUCUAAUAUUCAUUUUUAAUAGAAUUAUUUUUCGUUACAAUGAAAGCACACAAAUGAUGAUAAAUUCAAAAGUAAUUUUGAAUUCAAAUCCAUGACGAAACUUACUGGAGCAUUGACAAUAAAUGACAAACACGCAAUAUAUUUUAGUAUAAAAGUAAAUGGAAUUUUGAAUACGAAUUGUAGUGUUUUGCUUAUUUUCGUGAGUUUGGUGUGUUUCUCUUUGUACAAUGGACAGCGAUAAAUAUUUAUAUUUUUUGGACAAUGAUCAAUGUUCGUAAAUUUGUUUUUAUUAAAAUUAUAUUCUGGGCAAUUAUACUGAUGGAUUAUAGGAUCGAGAAGAUAUUUGGAAAAACGCCACCCAGUUUGUAUUUGCCGAAUUUAUCGGAAAAUAAUAAACUGCAUCCAAUUACCAUUCCCAUUGUACCAAAUUGCAAAAAUACGAAUUUUCUCAAUCAGCCCUACCUUUGUAAAUUCGUAAAUCAAUUUAAAAAAGUUCCUCCAGUUACUAGUAAUUCUAUUUUCUCACCUCAAGAUUAUUUAACUGAUAAACCAACAAAUCGACAAGGGAGAAGCUAUUAUGGUUCUUAUGGACAUGGAGCACCGUCAGCUCCAACUUUUUAUCCUUCAACUAUUUUCAGAACUUUCGAUCCAAUUAGCGUACUCGCCUCACUCGCAUUCUUGGCUUUUCUAUUGCAAUCUUUUGCAUCAUUAUUCGACAGAUCAAGAUCAAUUAUUCCAACAAUUAUUAGCAGCCGAAGACAUUCUUCAUCAGAAGUUGACGAGGACGUUGAGGAGCGUGUAAUGCGAGCUCUUAAUGAAUAUUCAGCCUUGGAAAAUAAUUUAUUCAAUCAAAGAGAAGAGACGACAACGAAAUUCAAACCUUCUGCAAAACGAUGAAAUUAUUCAAACUAUUUGAAAAAAUUGUAUAAAUAUUUUAUUAAUGUACUAAAAAUAUUACAAAAACAUUAAUAUCAAA
Molecule: messenger RNA, 1089 nt
Organism: Leptopilina heterotoma
Lineage: Eukaryota; Metazoa; Arthropoda; Insecta; Hymenoptera; Figitidae
Exons: 4
Coding region: 375-1010 (211 amino acids)
Source: RefSeq, a predicted model, not a curated record